This is a messenger RNA of Heteronotia binoei (common prickly gecko), 411 nucleotides long. It is a transcript of the gene TMIE, whose product is annotated as transmembrane inner ear. Bases 1 to 411 code for a protein of 136 amino acids. The transcript has 4 exons. Lineage: Eukaryota; Metazoa; Chordata; Lepidosauria; Squamata; Gekkonidae. The record is from RefSeq and is a predicted model, not a curated record.
AUGGACGAAAGAGGAAGGGAGAAUGCUAUAAAGGAAGCCACCACUGAACCCCCCAAACAGAAACCCGAUCCAGUGACUUCGGAGACUGUUGUGAUCUGGGGUUUGCGGCUUUGGCAAGUGGUGGGAAUCUUUGCCAUCUUCGUCUUGUCCAUUAUCAUUACCCUGUGCUGUAUCUUCAAAUGCCGCAUCCCGAGGACCAAGAAGGAGAUCGAGGCGCGGUACGCCAAAAGGAAAGCCGCCAAAAUGUACGCCGACAAGCUGGACACGGUGCCACCACUCAAUGAGCUGACAGACAUCCCGGGAGGCUCCACUGAAAGCCUUCCUACUCUCUCUGGCCAAGUCGACUCCCGGCCUCUCCACUCUCUGCCGGUGGUCACCGAGGAAGACGAAGUAACCCCGCAGGGCCACUAG